Lecanosticta acicola is the source of this 1488-nucleotide messenger RNA. The record is from the annotation of a GenBank genome assembly. Lineage: Eukaryota; Fungi; Ascomycota; Dothideomycetes; Mycosphaerellales; Mycosphaerellaceae.
AUGGCCAAGACCUUCACCUACGACGAGAUCCAGCAGCACCGAUCUAAGGAGUCCUGUUGGGUCGUCCUCUACGGCAAUGUCUACGAUGUCACCUCUUUCCUUCCCGACCAUCCAGGCGGCAGCAAGAUCAUCCUCCAGCUCGCCGGCUCCGAUGCCACAGAGGAAUACGAUCCCAUCCACCCACCUGGCACCUUGGAGGAUUCCCUGCCCGAGAGCGCAAAACUGGGCAAGAUAGACGAGAGCACACUGCCGUCGGUAGAAAAGAGCCCAGCGCAAGAGCAAGGAACAGCGGAAGAGGAAGAGGCGACACUCGAAGACUGCUUGAACUUGGACGACAUCGAAGCCCUCGCGACACGCAAGAUCUCCAAGAAAGCCUGGGGAUAUUACUACUCCGCCUCCGAUGACCUCCACAGCAAGACACUCAACAAUACCGUCUAUCGCUCCAUCCUCCUCCGACCGCGAAUCUUCGUCGACUGCACGAAUUGCUCCACAGCCACCAAUCUCGCCGGAAACGCCGUCGGCGUCCCGUUCUUCGUCUCUCCCGCCGCAAUGGCCCGUCUCGGCCACCCGGACGGCGAACACGGAAUCGCAAAAGCAUGCUCCACCUUCGGUGCCCUCCAGAUCAUCUCCAACAACGCCUCGCAAACCCCCGAGCAAAUCGUGCAAGGAUCGAAAGCAGGACAAGUCUUUGGCUGGCAGCUCUACGUGCAGACGGAGAGGAAGAAGAGCGAGGAUAUGCUCCGGAGGAUCCACAAACUACCGCAGAUCAAAUUCGUGUGUCUGACGCUGGACGCGCCCGUGCCGGGGAAGAGGGAAGACGACGAACGGUCGAAAAAUGUCGGGUCCAAUCUACCAGUCCGAAGCUCCGUGCAAGCAGACCCUUCGAGUUCCAAAUCUCCCCCCGAGCCCGAAGAAAGAGGAGGCGUCGGCAAAGCUCUCUUCGCCGGGACAGCGCCGGACCUCACAUGGAAGACCACACUCCCUUGGUUGGCGAAACACACCGACCUCCCCAUAAUUCUCAAAGGCCUUCAGACCCACGAAGAUGCCUACCUCGCUUCUCUCUACGCACCACGAAUCAAGGGCAUCAUCCUCUCCAACCACGGCGGCAGAGCGGCAGAUACCGCACCCCCAGCCAUCCACACGCUGCUCGAAAUCCGGAAAUUCUGCCCUUCCGUCUUCGACAAGAUCGAAGUCUGGGUGGACGGAGGCAUCAAGCGCGGCACGGAUGUGGUGAAAGCUCUGUGUCUGGGAGCGAAAGGCGUCGGACUGGGCAGGCAGCCUCUGUAUGGCUUGGGAGCCGGCGGACAGGCUGGCGUGGAGAGGGUACUUGAGAUUCUGAAAGCGGAGACGGAAACCGCGAUGAGGUUACUAGGCGUGGAGAGGGUGGAGGAGCUUGGGCCGCGGCAUGUGAAUGCCAGGGCGGUGGAGAGGGAUAUCUUUGAUGGCGAAGCAGGGCUGGAUAUUGCUGUUGUGAGGAGUAAAUUGUAG